This is a messenger RNA of Aspergillus nidulans FGSC A4, 2113 nucleotides long. RefSeq names its product serine C-palmitoyltransferase LCB1 (gene lcbA). The transcript has 4 exons. The record is from RefSeq and is a predicted model, not a curated record. The coding region runs from base 140 to 1654 and encodes 504 amino acids. Gene Ontology annotation, molecular function: pyridoxal phosphate binding; serine C-palmitoyltransferase activity. NCBI's taxonomy places the organism in Eukaryota, Fungi, Ascomycota, Eurotiomycetes, Eurotiales, Aspergillaceae.
UUUCCCAUUCCAUCACCUUCAGUUCCUUAUCCACUCUUCUUUCCCGCGUUGAUGGUAUCAUUUUUAGAUUGAGCCUUUUUGCCAGAACUUCGUUUUAUUGCCUGCGCAGCGUGUGCGCUAUUGCUGAUUUGUUGUCACCAUGGAUGUUCAGGAGACCCAGCGUCUCCUUUCUGAAUAUCUUCAUGAGCUCGCGAAUCUUUUCCAUCGCGUUCCGGGUUCGGCAAUCUUUCUGCGCUAUGUGAAGUCUAGCUACCAGAAUGACCCCAUCCGCUCGGCCGUCGAGUUGUUUCUAUUCCUGUUCGCCGUCCGCUAUUUGCUCGCCCCGAAGUAUUCUACCAAGCCUGGUGUCGUCCAGCUUUCGGAAGAUGAAAUUGAUGACCUAGUGGACGAAUGGACACCGGAGCCGCUUGUGGGAAAGCCAACCGCUCUGGAGGAAAUGGAGAUAGAUAAGAGACCAGUUAUUGCCGGCCCCGUUGGUCCUAAAGUUAGACUUUCAAACGGUCGAACAGUGAUGAACCUCGGUUCCUACAACUUUUAUAACUUCAAUACGAACGAGUCUAUCAAGGAGAAGGCAAUCCAGACACUUCGCAAUUACGGUGUAGGGCCCUGCGGCCCCCGAGGCUUCUAUGGUACCCAAGAUGUCCACAUGAAGACCGAGGCGGAUGUUGCUUCCUAUCUUGGCACAGCGUCGUGUAUCAUCUACUCCCAAGCGUUUUCGACCAUAUCAAGUGUGAUUCCGGCAUUCUCGAAGCGAGGUGAUAUUAUUGUUGCGGACAAGGGCGUGAAUUUCGCCAUUCGGAAGGGUAUACAGAUCUCGCGGAGUAUAGUCCGGUGGUACGAGCAUAAUGAUAUGGAGGAUCUUGAGAGGGUUCUGGCCAAGAUCACCAAGGAGCAAGCGAGGAAGCCUCUCACUCGACGAUUUAUCAUUACUGAAGGCUUGUUCGAGUCGUAUGGUGACAUGAGUGACUUGCCUAAGAUCAUUGAACUCAAGUUGAAGUACAAGUUCCGACUGAUCCUCGACGAAUCAUGGUCGUUUGGCGUUCUGGGAAGGACAGGACGUGGUAUCACUGAACACCAGAACGUUGACGCGGCCGAGGUUGACAUGAUUGUGGGCUCGCUGGCCGGCCCAUUGGUUGCGGGAGGGGGUUUCUGUGCAGGAUCGGAGGAGAUUGUUCACCAUCAGCGUAUCUCGGCCGCUGCGUACACGUUUUCGGCUGCACUGCCUGCGCUUCUGUCCACGACGGCUAGCGCCACAAUCAACAUCCUGCAGAACAGCCCCGAGACAAUCUCGCACCUGAGAGACCUCACAAAGGCAAUGUGGGCGCAGCUUGACCCUCGCAGCGAUUGGGUUCGAUGUACAAGUGCGCCCGAGAACCCGAUCCUUGUCCUCGUGUUGAAACCUGAGGUGGUUGCUGCGAAAAGACUUAGUCAUGAGGACCAACAAUACGUCCUGCAAGACGUAGUAGAUGAGUGCAUCGCGAACGGUGUGCUGAUCACCCGCCUCAAAUGCCUCGAUGACAACUUCGAACCAAAACAGAAUGUCCCCGCUGCUCUGAAAGUAUGCGUCACGACCGGCUUGACGAAGAAGGAGAUCGAAAAAUCAGGAACCAUCAUCCGUCAUGCCAUUACCAAGGUUUUGAGCAAAAGGAAGUAAGCUGCAGACGCUCUGCAUCUACUCUGCUUCCUGCGUCGAUAACAAAAACCUGGGUAAUGACACACUUAACGCGACCAUGAUGUAGCAGUCUCAGCCGAUUUUUCUCACCUGUUCGCUCGCUCGCUCACUCCUCCUUCGACUUACGUGAUGGCACUUUUUUUCGCCGAUCCGCUAUUCCUGUAUAGACUAAUCAUCAACCAUGCUGUCAGCAGACGGUCAUGCUUAAGCUGCAUGCACUAAUGGGAGUUCGACAUUCAACGUACAUACAUACUGACCUGCCGCUUAUGAAUGUACCAAUACUCUACGCCUUUCUCUUCCCUUCUUUCCAGCAAAUUGGGGCGCGGCCCACCUACUACCUAUUAAUCACCUACCUCUUUCUUGCAUCUUGGGGCUAGGGGUUGUAUUAUUCUCGUUGCAUUGUUUCUUAGAACUUAUAUUCUUAAUGGAAAUGAUGUUCUU